CAGGUGACAGGCUGACAGCUCACAUUCGUGUCACGAAGCAGUUCCAUUAUAACUGCAGAAAGUCACCUUAUCAGCUACUGGAGAACAUCUUGGGCUAGGAGGACAUACAAUACCCUCUUCUAUGAUUUUAAAUAUUGAUCAGGACUCCUAAUACAUAUAAGUUGUUACAGAAUGUCCUAUGGAGAAACUGUUGGGCACCCAAUGUAUAACCUCUGUGGGCAGGUUCAAAGCUCCAGUUCCCAGCUAAGCAGUCUGGAUGGAAAUAGGAAGUCUGCAACCUUGCUGGAAGUAAGAGGAAACUUAAACAAUAUGCAUUACUCUUCAGUGGCCUUGGAUUCAGACACCACAGUGACUAAUGGAUCCGGAAUUCCCUGUAACACUGAGGAAAGCACGAAGGCUUUAAGACGAAGUGAAAUCCACAGGGCCUGCGCAACAAAGUGUUUCUAUGACCGUUACUUAGCUAAAACUAGUAUGCAAGGAGAUGUCUACAACUUCCUGGAAAGGCCUAGUGGAUGGAAGUGUUUUAUCUAUCAUUUUACUGUAUUUCUCUUGGUGCUGAUUUGUUUAAUAUUCAGUGUACUGUCUACUAUAGAGCAUUAUUCAGAAUUUGCCACGGGGACCCUUUUCUGGAUGGAAAUAGUCCUGGUUGUGUUUUUCGGUGCUGAAUAUUUGGUCCGAUUGUGGUCUGCAGGUUGCAGAAGUAAAUAUGUUGGCUUCCAGGGAAGGAUACGUUUUGCCAGAAAGCCAAUAUCAAUUAUUGACUUGAUUGUGGUAAUAGCCUCAAUUAUCGUUCUCAGCGUAGGAUCUAAUGGGCAAGUGUUUGCUACCUCUGCAAUCAGAGGGAUCCGCUUUCUCCAGAUACUUCGCAUGCUUCAUGUAGACCGGCAGGGUGGCACCUGGCGACUACUGGGGUCGGUCGUUUUCAUACAUCGUCAGGAACUCAUAACUACACUAUACAUUGGAUUCUUGGGAUUAAUCUUUUCAUCCUAUUUUGUUUAUCUUGCUGAGAAAGAUGCUGUUGAUGAAGAUGGAAAGACAGGUUUCUCUAGUUAUGCUGAUGCCCUUUGGUGGGGUGUGGUUACAGUCACAACAAUUGGUUACGGAGACAAAGUGCCACAGACGUGGAUUGGGAAGACUAUUGCUUCCUGUUUUUCAGUGUUUGCAAUAUCUUUCUUUGCUCUGCCAGCAGGCAUUCUGGGUUCUGGCUUUGCCCUAAAAGUACAACAGAAACAACGCCAAAAACAUUUCAAUAGACAAAUCCCAGCUGCAGCUUCCCUCAUUCAGACUUUGUGGCGGUGUUAUGCAGCGGAGAAAUCAUGCAGCUCUACAGCAACGUGGAAGAUCUAUGUUACGACACCUGCUCAAAAUCCGCAAAAAACACCAGCGCCAUCUAGCCCUAGUCUGAGAAAACAGACUAAAAGAAGCAAAAGGAAAGGGAAAUCAGGCUUUGGUAAUGGCUCUGCACCUGUAAUAAAUCCUGGAGAGACCUCCCUGUCUGUUCCACAGAUCACUUAUGACCAUGUUGCUGAACAAGAAGACAAAAAGGAUGUGUCUUUCUAUAUAGAAGAACCAGGAGUAAAAAGACGUGUGGAUGGGAACCCUCACGAAAUGUCAAGGGCCAACAGUUUCAUCGAUGACAUUGAUCUUGUAUCUGAGGAGUCGCCACUGCCAGCUGUGACUGAUGUGGCACAAUUAACUGAAGCUCAUCAAACAGCUGUAAAAGUAAUCAGAAGAAUGCAAUAUUUCGUAGCUAAAAGAAAAUUUCAGCAAGCUCGGAAACCAUAUGAUGUUCGCGAUGUGAUUGAGCAGUACUCGCAGGGACACCUCAAUAUGAUGGUUCGGAUAAAAGAACUUCAAAGAAGAUUGGACCAUUCCUUGGGAAAACCAGGCCUUUUCCUCCCAGAAAAAGGGGUAGACAAAGGAUACUAUACUGUAGGAGCCAGACUGAUCCGACUAGAGGAUAAGGUCAUGCAGAUGGACCAGAAGCUAGAUGACAUCCUUAAUGCGCUCCAGGUUCAGCUUGGGGAUCAGCCACGGACACAGAUGUCAGGGCCAGCCACCCCACCUGUCAGACAGUUACAGACAGCCUUGGAUUCCACUCCCAGCAACCAGAAAAAUUAA
Molecule: messenger RNA, 2121 nt
Organism: Nothoprocta perdicaria
Lineage: Eukaryota; Metazoa; Chordata; Aves; Tinamiformes; Tinamidae
Product: potassium voltage-gated channel subfamily KQT member 1-like
Exons: 16
Coding region: 172-2121 (649 amino acids)
Biological process (GO): potassium ion transport; transmembrane transport
Cellular component (GO): membrane; voltage-gated potassium channel complex
Molecular function (GO): voltage-gated potassium channel activity
Source: RefSeq, a predicted model, not a curated record